CUUACUUCAGGUAAUGCCUCGCUCAGACAGUGCCCGUGGAAUGAUAAAUGCUGGCUUCUUAUACAAAAUGAAAUCAACCUCUAGCAACAUAGUCGAUAGCGCUAGGAUUGUGUUCGGCAACAUUUCACCAACAUUCGUCAGAGCCACUGCCACGGAAAAGUACCUGAAGGGAAAAAACUUGUUCACAAAUGAUACAUUAACUACAGCAUUAAAGACGUUGGAUAAAGAGCUGGUGGUUGAAGAAAAUCCGGGAGAACCACCCGUCGCGUAUAGAAAGCAAGCUGCGCUGGGAUUGUUUUACAAAGGACUCUUGAAGUUGGCUCCGGAAAAUACUGUGAAUCCCCGCUAUCGAUCCGGAGCCAUCAAACUUCAUGACGAGCGGCCUUUGUCAAGAGGAUAUCAGUUGUUUGAAACGAACCCAGAAAAAUGGCCCAUUAAUAAACCAGUUACCAAAGUUGAUGGUUUGAUUCAAACAGCUGGUGAAGCUUUAUACGUGGAAGACCUUCCAAGAUUUCAUCAAGAAGUAUUCUGCGCAUUUGCACUCAGUACUGUGGCUCUUGGAAAUUUAGUAUCAAUUGACUCUAGCAAAGCUCUGGCCUAUCCCGGUGUAAUAGCUUUCUAUUCUGCUAAAGACAUCCCAGGAGCAAAUACUUUUACGAUGCCCGAUCAACUGUUGUUUGGUUCAACCGAAGAAAUUUUAUGCAGUGGUGAAGUAAAAUACUAUAACCAACCUAUCGGAAUCAUUGUUGCCGAGUCUCGUCACAUAGCUGAUACAGCUGCUAAAUUAGUUGUCGGUGAAUAUACUAACGUUAAAGAACCUUUGAUUGAUAUUCGUGAUGCCAAAGAUGAUCCAAACAGAACGACAGCAGCCAUGACCAUGGAGGCUACUGAUAGAGGUGAAGAUGUUGUUAAGGAAAUAAAAGGACUAAAUUCAAUUUAUGGACAGUACCAUUUUACUAUAGAGACCUUGGUUACGGUUGUUAACCCCUCGGAUCAGGGAUUCGAUGUGUAUAGCUCAACGCAUUGGAUUGAGGGAGUGCAGAUGAUGAUAUCGAAGGCAUUGAACAUAGACCAAAACAGGGUUGAUGUACACACUCGUCGUGUUGGAGGCUCUUAUGGACUCAAGCUGUCUCGUGCAAAUCAGGGAGCAAUUGCGGCGGCAUUAGUUGUGCAGAAAUUAAAUAGACCUUGUAGGUUUAUACAAUCUUUGACAACCAACACCCGGGCCCAUGGCAAGCGCUUACCAUGUUGCUCAGAAUUCAACGCUGGCGUAAAUAGCUCGGGUCAGAUCCAGCAUAUAGACUACAAUAUCUACGAAGACAAUGGAUACACAGUGAAUGAACGGUUCUCGUUAAUUGGCCUUGAAGUGUUUAAUAAUGCCUACAAUAAAUCAAGGUGGAACUACAAAAGCUUUGACUCAACAACCGAUACCGCAUCAAACACUUGGGCAAGAGCUCCAGGUACGUUGGAAAGCAUCGCUAUGGCAGAGCUUGUCAUGGAGCAAAUUUCAUAUGAAAUGAAUUUAGACCCUAUAGAUGUAAGGCUCGCUAACUUAGACCAAGAAUAUGAAAGUUCUCUUAAAGAGAUGCUCGACACCAUUCUCGUAAAAUCUGAUUACAAGAAUAGACGAAACUUAGUUACUAAGUUCAAUUCGGAAAACAGAUGGAAAAAAAGAGGUUUGAGGGUGGCUUUUCUCAGAUGGUCUCCCACGGGUGGCUUAAACUUGUACAUAAAUAUAUCAGUUUACCGUGGUGAUGGUACUGUUGCCAUAACGCACGGGGGUAUUGAGAUGGGUCAAGGAAUAAAUACCAAAGCAGUGCAAGUUGCAGCCUAUUUGUUGAAUAUUCCUAUGGACAAAAUUCAGAUUAAAGAAAACAAUACUAUGAUUGCUCCCAACUGUUAUGUGUCGGGAGGAAGUCUUGUAAACUUCAAUGUAGUUGUGGGGGUUAGACGUGCUUGUGAGGAACUCCUAGCUAAACUUCAACCUAUAAGGGACCAGAUGGAUAAUCCUACUUGGGAAGAGCUUAUAACCGAAGCGUAUGCACAAAAUGUGGAAUUGCAAGCUCGUGGAUUUACUAAAAAUACGGAAGAAUAUCCAUUUCCAGCUUAUGGAGUAACAGUAUCUGAAGUAGAAAUAGAUGUGUUGACUGGAGAGUUGGAGAUAGUGCGGGUUGAUCUUAUUGAAGAUGUCGGUCUAAGUAUUAGUCCUGAAGUAGACGUGGGACAGGUAGAAGGUGCUUUUAUGAUGGGUCUAGGAUACUGGACAUGUGAGAACCUGAUGUAUGGGAAAAAUGGAGAGCUCCUGACCGAUAGAACCUGGAACUACCAUGUACCUUUAUGCAGAGAUAUUCCUCAGGACUUGAGGGUUUAUUUCAGAAAGAACUCUUAUACCGAAGAUGCCAUAUUUGGUUCUAAAUGUAUCGGUGAACCACCGAUAUGCAUGUCCAUCGUCAUAGCCUUCGCUAUAAGAGAAGCCAUCGUGGCUGCCAGGCAGGAGUCGGGCAUUUCUCCACAAGAAUGGUUCCAAGAAAAUGGACCUUACACGGUCGCCAGGAACUGCCUGUUGGCGUCGACAAAAGUUGAGGAUUUCAAAUUUUAUUAAAUUGUUUUUGUUGUCACCUUUCAAAUCAAGCCUUUUAUUGGAAUCUGUUAAAGAAAUCUAUUGAUAUCCUGUAUUUAGAAAUGCAAAUAGAUCAGUGACAAAUAAUUAAAAUUAAUGUAAUUUACCUCUAUGUUCAGGCGUAGUCAUUUGCAGUGUGUAUAUUUUUGUCAUAAUUUAAAAGCGAUUUAUAAUAAAAGGUCAUAUUUUUCUUGUA
Trichoplusia ni (cabbage looper) is the source of this 2816-nucleotide messenger RNA. RefSeq names its product xanthine dehydrogenase-like. Gene Ontology annotation, molecular function: iron ion binding; oxidoreductase activity. The record is from RefSeq and is a predicted model, not a curated record. The transcript is spliced from 10 exons. Lineage: Eukaryota; Metazoa; Arthropoda; Insecta; Lepidoptera; Noctuidae. Bases 14 to 2602 code for a protein of 862 amino acids.